Molecule: messenger RNA, 298 nt
Organism: Octopus bimaculoides (California two-spot octopus)
Lineage: Eukaryota; Metazoa; Mollusca; Cephalopoda; Octopoda; Octopodidae
Product: leucine-rich repeat-containing protein 46-like
Molecular function (GO): protein binding
Source: RefSeq, a predicted model, not a curated record
UAUUUAUCUUUCUUUGACAGAUGAAUUCCCACAAUCCUUGAUGAUUCUUCACCUGACAGGUAAUCCAUGCUGUGACAAUCCUGAUUACAGAGGCAGAAUUAUCCAAGACUUACAAAAUCUGAAUGAAUUAGAUGGUCAACCAGUCGGUAAAGAAGAACAAAAGGAAUGUGGCUUUGUCAUCACUCGCAGUGAUGAUUCUGAUGAAAAUGACGAUGCUGAUAAAUCUACUAAAGUUUCAAAUGUAAGAUUACAAUUUCAGUUAUUUACAGAGAAUGUCUUUUAGCUCUCUAAGAUUCAA